Messenger RNA from Bombus huntii, 8495 nucleotides. RefSeq lists its product as uncharacterized. Lineage: Eukaryota; Metazoa; Arthropoda; Insecta; Hymenoptera; Apidae. The transcript is spliced from 8 exons. The record is from RefSeq and is a predicted model, not a curated record. Bases 2986 to 4836 code for a protein of 616 amino acids.
GAAGAACAUAAAGGUUUUAUCGAGCUGUAGCCAAAAAAGGAAGAGAAGCAAAAGAAAGGAAGAUACAAAUCAAUGUCCGAUAAACACAACAGCACUCGUCAAAUCGACGAUAAGCGUCGACGUCGCGUCACGUCUCAUUCGCAACAAACGUUCAGAAGAAGGAGACAGAGCUAGAGCAGAGGAUCCGUAUAAGAGAGCUUGCGAUAUAACACAUCGAUCUGCGUUCGCGCAAGCGUGUUUUCGGCGUCUAGCUCGAGCAGAUUUUCCCCUUGCCACCCUGUAUAGCCCGUGACCGGGAUACGAUACCAACAGGUGAUGCUGGAGGAGUAGAGACACUCCCUCAAGCGGCAUCGUUGAUCGUCGUCCCCCGAGUCCUGAUCCUGACGGUGAUUUAGUAGCGUUUCCAGCCGUUUUUCCUUCUCCGGCGAACAGCCAGCACCCAUCCAGGGUGAACGAGGACAAGGCUGGGGGACCGGAUUUCGUUAAAGAGACGCAGGAAACGAUGAACAGAGAAGAAAAUCGUGGCGGUUGAAACAUUGACGAUCAGCGUCGCGUCUUCAAUCAUCGCGCGAUGAUUUAGUGAACGAUUCAGUUUCCAUCGGUUCGGUGUUUUCUUUCCUUUCUAUUUAUUUCAGUUUAUACGUAAGACUUUCUGUCAAGCACUCUGUGAUACCUUAGGAGACACUGAAUAUACCGCCAGAAGGAUCAACCUUCGAUAAACCGACAAAUAUCUACUCUGCUUGACCGCUUUAGAAACACCUAGUGAUCGCGCUUUCCACCUCGUGCUUUCUACGACGAAGUUCAAAAGUUGUGAGCAACGCGUGUCUUGUAAGGUGGUUGAAAGGGUGGGAAUCGUUUUCCGAUGGUGGGACAGAGAAGAGUUACGAUCCGACGAUGAUCCAGUGCAGAUUUAGUGGCUUCCUUCCGCGAUGAAACGCAGAAUCGUGUGAGAAAAGGCAGGAGUUAAGCGGACCAUAAAAUUUAAUUCCAUUGGACUCGUUUUAAGGGAAUGGGAGUUAGCCGAAUAAAACACUUCCAUUUGUUGAUUACUCGAACAUAGUAAAACCGCAAAAUAAUAAAAAUAAAGAGAAACAUGACUGCAAAAUAGUGCUGCAAAAUAGACGGAAUAAAGAUUCGAUAUUGCAAUAUCGAUGAAAAAGUGAAGCUUAUAUUUUGCAAUUUUGUCUCGUAUUUUAUGAGAGUUUAAGAAUUUGAAUGAAUAUGAAGAUUAUAAACAACUCAUCGAGGAAAGAAACCUGCAGGAUAUUUAUAUCUUGAAAGAUUUCUUAUGACAUUUCUCAGCAUUUCUACGAGAUAAAUAACUGUCUCUCACAAAAUUUAUCGUAGAAUUAUUAGUCGAAUAUCGUUUUCAAAAACACAUAUAAAUCAUGUUUCUGCAUUCUUAUUAAACCACGAACAAACAAUUUUCUUCCACCUUCGUAGAUUUUAUACAAAGGAAUAAAUUGAUGUCAAAUAUCAAAAUUCCUUUCUAAAAUCUUCAAGCUAUUAAAUUAAACUAUUAAAUUAAGAUAUAAGAAUUCUAUGGAACCAAGUGUGAAACAAAAAUAUGUACAGAAUAUUCAUACGUAUAAUGAAUAAAUAAAUAUAGUGGGCAUAAACAGUGCGAAGCGAUAAAUAAUGCAGAUACAAUCGAUGCAAAUAAACAGCAUCUGGAAAUUCGGAAUGAACAUGCAAAAUUGGAGCAAUCGAUCGCUAUUGCGAAAUGACUCUGGUUUAUUUGAUUAUAUUAUAAUGUAACGAAAUUCCCGUGUAAUUUAAUCUACGAUAAAUUGCUAAAUAAGAUCGACGUGUCUAAGUAUUAGCUAAGUAAGUAGCUAUAGGAAGCUAGUUAAUAAUAAAAAAAAGACGAACUUUCAUUGUAAUACUCAUGAGAAAAAUUUGCAUACUGUAAGAAAAUACAACAAAAUUCCUAUAAAAACAUUUAAUGGACGCAGCUCUGUUGAAUCAAAUUCGAAAAAAGAAAAGUUAUAUUCGUAAGAAAGGAAUCGUAGAAAUGAUCGAGAUAACACUUGCAUAAGUUAUUGAUGAAUUAGCUCUCAAUGAAACUUUUCCCUCGACCAAACACGAUAUGACAUCUGAGUUGUUCUUUCGCAGAAAAUACAUGUUCGAUCUGUGAAAACAUCGCGCUGCAACGUAAUUAGAAUCAUUUACUGGUAUGCAGACGAGAACGGUGUGCAUCCAUUAAAAAUAUCAAACAGAAGAGACGUUUCAAAGCAGGUCCAGACGAGUGACUGAGGAAAACAUUCGAGGGUAUUUUUCAAAAGUUCAUCCGGUUGUGCCAGUUACAAAAUUAUCCUGUAACGCGAACUCGAAUCGAUACUCCCAAAAUUGCGAAGGGAGAUGUUGGAAAGAAGAAACUGUUGAAAGGAACGAGACAAAAGAUACGCGACGAUAUCACGGAUAGAUCGACGAGUGGAGUUGUUUCAUGAAUGGAAUUUACAUGGAAGCUAAUUGGCGUUUGCUCGGUGGCUCCACACAGCCACGUUAAUUACGGAAUUAAGGAGACAUCGUAAAGAGAGCUCGUUGAAAUGACAAACGCGGUUCAAGAACUACGGUCUAAGUACAUUUUAUACUCGUCUCCGAGCCGAGGUUUCUCGCCCGGGGUAAUUCGCAUACCUAUACCACGUGCUGGAAUAAAAAUAAAGCGCAGUCCCGUCGGUACGAGUCCGCCAACUAUCACCCCGUGAAUUCACAAUAGUUGAUUGUACUUUGAUGUUCAUACGUUCUAUAUAUAUAUAAACAUAUAUCUGUGAUCGCGAUUGAACAUAACCACGCGACUUAUAGUGCCGUUCACAUUUCUUUUAAAAUUUAUGACAUACAGACUAUUUCGUUGUACGAUAAAUUUCAACGGAGUUUCGAAGAGAGAAAAUGGUACAAGAGACACGCAAACACAUUGGUCGUUAAAAGAAAAAAUAGAAGAGGAUGCUGCGAUAACAAAUCCGAAAAGGCAGGAAGGAACGCAAAAUGCCCCAAGGAAGCAUUCACUGGCAAGGGACGCAGAGAAGAGCCUGCGGUCCAGGAGCUCACUGGAAUGUCCAGGUGGUGAGAGGCAAAGUGACAACGCGGUGUUUGUGGUACGCCUGCAAAGCUCUCGGAAUUGGUCUACUACUAAUGGUUUUAGGAGCUUGCAUGGCGACCAUAGGGUACUUCGCAGAUCAACUGUCCGUGGCACAAGAAAUCAGAGGUAAUCUAACGAUAAGAGUGAAGAAUGAAUCACGUGGAUUCCAUCUAAAUAACCUCAGUUAUGCUGGACCGAUCGUAAUGGGAGUAGGAGGUUUUAUCGUAGUAGCAGCCUGUGUAAUGACCUUCGAGGCUCGUGAUAACGCUGCCAAAGUGGUGCCGGCCCGUUUUCGCUUUAAUCAAACGUCGACAAUAAAAAAUACGAGAAAUCAACGGAAUCGUAGGUCUACAUCUAGUCAAACAACCAAAUGGGAUCACCAACUCGGUGUGUUCAAAGUAAACAGAAGUCCAAGUCCAAGCAUACACGAAGUCUCUAGGAAACAAUUGACCGCGGAGUUCUUGCAAUUCUCUAAAGAACUAAGCGAGAAACAGACUGGGCACUCGAUUAAGAAAAGCCCCAGUGCACCAACGUUAAUUGAGAAGAAAUCACCUCGUAAAAGAACGCCAAAAUACGCUGGAUGCGCGUUAUUAAAUCCAGAAUUGUUACAGAGGCAUGCUCUUUCUGUUGAUAAUCCAAGCUACAGUCCUCAUCAGGUCAGCAGGGAAAGUUUGGAUCAACAAAAAAUGGGAGGCAGCCAAGUUUCAAUGGCAAUGGAUUUGCACAUUCCUAAUAAAGGUCCAGUUACGUUGAAAGUUAAAGAUAGAUCGGAUACUGCGAGACGUCAUCAACUGCUUCGACAAACGAAAGUUGAUUAUGUCGAAGAAGUUGAGGAAGCAGUUAAAUCUCCGACGGGUCGUGGUUAUUCGCCUAAGUUAUCAGGUGCCUACAGCAAAUACCCAGACGAUUUUGUACCGAGAAAAAGAAACUCGAUAGACAUAAGAUUAUUUGAGGAAUUGACCGCGUCGAAAGAUCUUACAAAAAUAUCCCCCAGAGACUUCCGCAAAAUCUCCUCGCCGAGCUUCCAUAAAAUGUCAUUUGACAAAGCUGGAAGCGAACGUAGAAUUGAAAGAAUGAUGGGCCAACGUAAAGCUAGUCUGGAGUUCAGGAAGAGUCCCGAUUUUCGCAGAGGGGAUUAUAGAAAAUUGUCAGUGGACAGAUUCUCCAUUGAUUGCACAAAAUACCUAUCUGACGAGGUGGAAAUGAGGUCAAGGGCAAGCAGUGGUGAAAAUCUAAAACGACAACGACAAGCGAAACUGCACCAUUCUAGGUCGGACGACAAUAAGAGAGCAUCUUUCGAGAAACAGCAGAAAGACGCGCAAUCGAGCAGAUACUCUUUGAACACGCAAGCUGUUAUCGAAAGUGGCGGUUCCGAAUCUGAGUUCAAGUACUUCACGGCAGCAUCUCUCGACACUGAAGAAAGUCGAGCGGACAAUUCUGACGAUAGUCAUGCGAUCGAUGUCGAUGAACCUAUCGCCGCGAAUGUAUCGUCCGAUGGACCGACUGAAGUUGAUGCCUUACUUGAGGAACCUGAAUUAGAAAAUGUCCCGGAGAUAGAGAUAGAAACGCCGAGGGACGAAUUGGACGAGACUGAAACACGCAAUGAAAUUUCAUUAAUAACCGAAAAUUUGAUAUAUAAUAAUCAAGUAUCGAAGGAACAAGAACAGAAAAAGAAUAUUCAUAGUGAUGAUGCGAUAUUGCAUGAUUUUGUAAAAAGCAAAGGAACUACUUUGUACAUAGAGGAUGAUGAAGUUUGAAGAAACGAUACUCUCAAUUAAUGGACUAAUUACCUAUAAAAAAAUAAUUGGAUUGAGAGAUUUAAGAGAUAUACGAUUACUUCGAAUGAUUGAAAGAAAAAAAGCUUCGCAACAGGUAAAAAUGAGAAAUGUAAAGGCUGACUGUGAACAAAUUUACACGAAUGAAUCCCCAAGUUUUGAGUGAGAAUAGGUUCGCAUUUUCCACGUUAGAUACACGUUUAGUAGGAUAUUGUGAAAUUGUUUGUUGUAAAAGGUUGAUACAGUCACUUGUUAUUUGAUAACAUAUUCCUUAGAAAGGUAAAUAUUCAUAAUAUUGAAUAUGUAAGUUUAAUGGAACAUUGCGCGAGUUAGUAAAAUUACAGCCACGUUUAGGCAAGAUAAACUUACAAGUCUAGAUAUAGUUUUACGUGCAAGUUUGUUACGAUCCUAUUUAUACUUGUAAUUUAGACAAAAUUUGAAUCAAGAAUAAGUGUAUUGACUAUUAAAAUUAGAAUAAUUGCUUUAUGAAAGAUAAAUAUUUUGCCUAAUAAUAACGAACUCACUCCGAAUCUUACGUUGUUUCACUGUAUCUUAUUUUAUGAUUCAUUAUAUAAUUAAAUAUUCUAUCUUUCAAUUCCGAACUACAAUAUAUAGUAACAUAAUGUGUGCUCAAUGAUCUCAAAACAUAGUAUAAGUGAAGCUAAUAGGGCUUUUCACAAAUUGCGUUCUGUUGCAAGACAAUCAUUUUCAGAAGAACAUUAUUUUCUUAACGAAAGAAACAUGAUAAACAUAAAAGCUUGCCGCGAUGAUGACAAAUAAUAUACCCUCUUAAAAGUGAUCGAUCAAUCUGUACAAAAUUAACGUUUACCUAUAACGAAGGUACAUAAAAGUUAUGUUGAAAUUACGAUACAUAUUUCUACCGAGAAUAAUCAUACAAAUCUUUUACGCUAUAUUCUUUUUACGUUAUACAAUUUUCUCAAUGUCUAUGAUACGAAAAAUAAAGCGAAAAGACAAUGACAGUUGCAAAACGAAAAUGUUGAAAAUUAUUCACGUGAUUUUAUAUUUGGCAAUGUAUAAAAAGCCCUUCAAGUCGCUUGAAAAAUAUUUAACGUAAAUACAUAAAUGCAUUUCAAAUAUUUCGAAAAAAUUGUUGAUAUGUAUUUGUAGCGAAACUUUACUAAAAAUGUAUUUUCCAAUUUUUAACACAUAUGAUAAAUCGUAUUACCAUUCCUCAAUCUAUAUUAGCUAUUAAAUGACUGCUACAAAAAAAUAUAUACAAUACAUAUAUAUAUAAAAGAAUGCGUUGGAAUUUCAAACAACAUAUUUCUUAAAUUGAAACGAUAAACAAUAUAUUAAAUAAUAUAAAGGAGAAAUCAAUGUAUUUAUGACAUUUAUAUAUGACACGAUUUUGUCAUAUCGUAUCAUAUCAUAUCGUAUCGUAUCGUUUAAAUACGUAUGACGUACAAUGUUAUAUUUACACAGCGUUGAGCUGUCCCUUGUAACACAUUUGUGAAGGUGCAGUAAUUCGAAAAGAAUUAACUGUCAAAAUCUUUCUUGUUCUAUUGUUAAACGUUUCACGAGUUGAGGCCUAUUUCAUUAUACCUGCAUAAAAUAUCAAAAUCGUUCUUAAAUUCCAUGAAAAAAUACUUUUCCUUGGAUGAUAUAAUAAGAACGAAGGAAUUAAAUGAAUUUUGUAGGUAUACUCGAAUCGAGUGUAAAAGAAAAGAAAUGUAGCAAAAAUGACAAUCCAUUGACGUCGAGUGAUAUACCGUAUAUAUGUUGUUUUUUAAAAACAGAGGCUUAGCCAAAUGAAUAUAAAAAUCUAUUUUUAUAUCUCUCGUACGAUAAAAUGAUGACAUUGAUAAAACACAAUUGAACAUAUUAAAUCAGCAUAUAAUAAAAAAACAGCAUUCUGUAGUUUAGUUUAUUUUUAGUACGAAUAAUAUACAUAUGAAAUCAGUAAAACAGCAUUUGUACGUGCAGAGAAAUUUCUUCGUUUAUUUUUAUUCGAUAUUUUGUACUAAAAUUUGGUGAUAAAACUGCUGAGGAACAUUUUCUUGGUAAACGGAAUAAAACGAGAAGAGACGAAUUGAGUUUGUUCAGAAAACAAAAAGUUGUUUAUUAUUCGAGUUUGAAUGGACCAAUGGUUAAAGAAAUAUACAUAUAAGAAUGAUAAAUCUCCGGUAAUAUUUGGAAUAUUAUUUCUCUGGGCUAAUAUGUCCCACCCAAUGUACUUACUUAGGGAAAUCUUUGUUAAAUAUUUUGUGUAUAUACGUUAAAAGCUAAAAUUUAUUAAAAUUUUUAAUUGCGUACAUGUUACAAAACUGAAAUAUUGUUGAACAUUUUUUCGUAUAAUAAAAUAAUUUUUUUUAAUUUUUAUGAAUAAAAUUAUUAGAAGCAUAACUUUGAAGGAACAAAAUAUUUAUAUCGCUUUUUUUAAUUUACAUAAUAAGAAAUGUUAACUUUUGAAGUAUAAUUUCAUAUACACGAUGAAGUGCAGUGAAAUUUCAAAAUGAUGCAUUCAAUACUGGCGUUGCUCUGUUAAUUAUUCAUACUGAUAACAUGUAAAUAUACGAAAUACAUAGUUAACAAUUAACAAUAAAAACAUAAUCAAGCUGUGAUGAAAUUGUAAGUAAAUAAGGGUUAAUAACAAUAGGAAGGAUUGCUUGGUAUUAUCGUUAGUGUUGCAAAUUCGGUGCAAGAUUUCAAGAUAUACAAUUGAACUUAAGAAAAGCGGAUUGUAUUAUUAACGACUUAAAGAUACUCAUGAAAUACAUGAGUAAUGUCAAUUUAUAUAUUUAUUACUAUGAAAUUUGAAAAUGUGUAAAAAGAUCAAUUUCUUAAAAGUUUAAUAAUAACGUAUUUAGUUUGUUUGUAAUUUAAAACAUUUUGUUUAAAUUAAAGACUAUUUUUUACAGAAUUAAGAACUACGUAUGACGAAUACUUAAUCUUUCUUUAUAUUACAUGUAACAUUAUUCCUAAAUGUCUGUAUUAAAAUCAAAUGAAGGCAAUAAAUGUGCAAUAUAAACAACUUGUUUAAAAAAUGUAAUUCUUAAAGAAUCAUUAUUUUACGUCCAUGUUGUAAAGCAAUAAAGAAACAUAUCAAAGGAAUCUCCGAUUGGCAAUUGAAUGUGCACAAAAUCUGUACUCAAGGGUAUCUUUUGCAGCACUAACAAUGUUCUUUGCUUGACACAAGUGGUUUUGUUGCAAGCCAAUUGUAUAUUUAGCAAGUAUAUUGAAACAAAUGAAUAUUGUAAGAUUCUGGACUCAAUGUAAUCUUUGCAUGCUGAUUGUUGUAACGUCUCAAUAAAACAACUUCGAAAACAUAAUUUGUACAUAAAUUAUUACUUAAGAGAUAUAGAAGCGAUUGCAUACUAGGCGUGAAUCAUUUAUCUUUUUAAAAUACCUACUUACCGAUUGCGGCGCAGCAUUCUAUCUUCAUGUUGGUAACUUUCAUAACUACAACUUUUCUCCGUUUAUUUCUGAUGAAAGGAAUCCGACUAAUCCAACAAUCGUUAAUAUAAGUCAUCAUACUACAUCUUCCUUAUCUAUAACAUGCAAAAGAAUUUCUUUAUCAUGUAUAUACAUAAGUUUUUAUUAUAAGUUAUUAAAUGUUUCCUAACUAUAAUCAUAUAUAUAAAACCAACAAAAUAUAAAGAAUGUAAAUGCGCACAUAAUAA